ACACCGGAGUGGUAACGUGCCUUCCAAAACGGAAAGAGUGUGAACGGAGCGAAAACCCGGCGAGAUUGAUAAGAUUUCAAUAAACAAAUAAUUGCGUUCAGGAUGUUAUCGGUCAAUUGAUACGAAUCGUAUUAAAUAUGUUAAAAUUAAUAUUCCUUCUUCAUGUUUUCAUUAUCUCUAUUUACUAUAACUGUGCAAAAACCAUUCUUGUCGAGGAGAUAACAAAAUGGACAUUGAGGAAUGAAUCCUCUUCCCUAAAGAUUGACGUACCCCGACUACCAAGCGGCGUAUAUACAGCGCUGAAGGAUACCUACGGAGACUUGCUAGACGCGGGAAACGAUGUAUCCUUGCGGUGGAUAGCCAACCAGUCGUGGAUUUACAAUUCCAGUUUCGUCAGCGCAGAGCUGGGCCACGACAGCCAGGUGAACCUUACGCUCCACGGCAUCGAUACCGUUUCCAAGGUGCGCCUAAAUGGUGAGCUUCUUGGAGAGACGGACAACAUGUUUGUCCGCUACUCAUUCGUUAUCGGCCACCUGCUGCUGCCCAGCCCCAGUCAAAACACCCUGGAGAUUGAGAUCCUUUCGCCCUUGCAAGAGGCAAGCAGGCGAGCCCGAGAACGCGAGGAUCAGGGCGUCAUCACCGGGCCCAUCAGUUGCCCAAGAGCACGAGGCGACGUCGAGUGCCAUCGCAAUCAUCUGCGCAAGAUGCAAAUGAGCUUCGGUGGCGAAUGGAACCCAGCAGCCCUUUCCUUAGGCAUUUGGAAGCCGGUUGUUGUGGAGUACUAUGCGGUAGCCGUGCUUCGCGACAUUGAUGUGGCAAUUAAUCGGAACGAUACUCACUGGACAAUGGAUUGCCGUGCCUUCCUCAGCUCGCUUGCUUCGAAGGACUUUUACGCGCGGCUGGUGGUUUAUGCCAACGAGCUUUUAGAUGAACGUUUGGUCCUCGAGAAGCAGUUGGUCUCUUUCGUGUCACCAGUGGUGGAGUUUAAGAUACACAUACCCAAGGAUCGAGUUACCUUGUGGUGGCCCAAUGGCUAUGGGAAGCAAAAGCUAUAUCCAGUUUUUUUUUCAGUGAAGUGCUAUGCCAGCGAGGAGGGUCCUUCUCUGAGCUCGCGCACAGAAUCCCAGAAGCUAUUAAAGAUUGGCUUCCGUACCAUACAGCUGGUGGAGGAUAAAGACGACUUUGGCAGGACCUUUUAUUUUCGGGUCAACGGACACCCGAUCUUCAUAAAGGGAGCGAAUUACGUACCUGCCCACACACUUCCGGAGUUAUCGGCAGAUGCGGAUAAGGUGGAAUAUUUACUAAAAGCUGCACAUGAUGCCGGCAUGAACAUGAUUCGCGUUUGGGGAGGAGGUCUAUACGAGUCGGAUAACUUCUACAACUUAGCGGACUUUUACGGACUGCUAGUGUGGCAGGACAUGGCGUUUUCCCAGGCAGCUUACCCUCUGGCCAAUGACUUUAUAGAAUCAGUGUGCUUGGAGACGGUGCAGAACGCCCAACGCCUCUCCUAUCAUCCAAGUUUGGCCUUGAUCGUGACCAACAAUGAGAUCGAGCUUUUCCUGGCAACCAACAAAUCGGACUUCGGGGAAAACGCCACGCAAGUGGAGGCCGACUAUAAAGCUCUGUUCUUUGACAGGAUAGCGCACGAGUUGAAAGUUAUGACUCGAAAAGAUUUCAGUCCACGCCCUGGCCCCAUGAUCUCCACUCCUUCGCUGGGCAUCGCAGAGUCCGGCCAAAAUCCGGAGGACAACCUGCAAAGCCCAAACUACGGAGAUGUGCACAUUUGGGAGGACAAAGACGGUUUUAGCCCAGAAACUUAUCCCCACGCUCGUUUCGUGUCGGAGUUCGGCUACGCCAGUCUGCCAAUAAUGUCCUCGUGGCAAAGGGCUCUGGGAGACGGUGCAGAUGGUAGCAGCGAAGAAAUUGCUGCACUUAUUCGAAGCCGGCAGCAUGAUCCCAAGGGAUUCAUACCGAUGCUACAGUUAAUCGCCUAUCAACUUCCGUUCGUUCCCCAGACUUGGGAUAAGAAUAUCGAGAAAUUCAUAUAUUUUAGCCAGGUGGCUCAGGCCAUGACGACCAAAACGGCGAUUGAAGUAUUUCGAAGCCUGCGCAGUGGAAAUCAUACAAUGGGCGCUCUCAUUUGGCAGCUCAACGAUGUUUGGGUGGCUCCCACAUGGUCCUGCAUCGACUUCUAUGGCAAUCUAAAACUAGUCUACUACUGGGCCAAAGAAUUUAUGGCCCCGACGAGCGUUAUAGCUCUGUACGACAGCAACUCGGAUAGCCUCAACAUCACCCUCUCUAGGGAAGACUUUUCCGAGCACAGUGACUCAAAACUGUACUCUGUGCUGCUAAAUACUUAUCUAUGGACGGACUUGGUUGCUAAAAAAACGAUUGCUCGUGCUUUUGGACUGAGCUCUAAUGGCAUUGAGGUGCGUCAAAUACCAUUGAAAUAUUUGCUAUACGAAAACCAUUCAAAGGAAGAAAUAUUUUUGGAAGUUGUUUUGGAGGAUGAGCAGGGCGAGUUCGUGGCUAGAAACUUUUUUUAUCCGGUGCCUCUAAAAAACAUUGUUGGCAUAAAAGAUCCAGAAUUAACACUUGAAGUUUCAGGCCAAGACUGCAAUUCUGCAACUUCGCCGUAUGCCAAUAGUUUCAGUCUGCGCAUUACCGUGAGAUCUCCAGCUCUACUUGUGUACCUUGAGGUGACGCACCCGGAUUACAUCAAAGAGCAGCACAAGUUCUCGACGAAUGGCUUUACUCAGACACAGCCAAGGAAGACGGUACACUUAGUUUUUGAAAACGACUCGAAAUGCAUGGCGUUAACUGCCAGUCACAUUAGAGUUCAAACGAUGAAUCAAUAUUUAAUUUGAAUUAUGCUCUCACAAGUAAUGUACAUACGUGUUCAAUUCAACAGCAAAUAUAUAUUUUUCUAUGGCGUUGCCUGUACAUGCUGCCCGAUGUCCAGCUCCUUCCUUACUGCCUGAGUUAACUAUCAGUUCCCUUUAAAAAUUUAUUGCAGUAUAUUCAAUUUCCAAUUAAUGUAUUUUUGAAUUAAAAUAAACGUCUGCCUUAUUUGGUAUUCAAA
Drosophila elegans is the source of this 3082-nucleotide messenger RNA. Its product is annotated as beta-mannosidase-like. Gene Ontology annotation, molecular function: beta-mannosidase activity. The transcript has 10 exons. The coding region runs from base 138 to 2867 and encodes 909 amino acids. Gene Ontology annotation, biological process: glycoprotein catabolic process. Lineage: Eukaryota; Metazoa; Arthropoda; Insecta; Diptera; Drosophilidae. The record is from RefSeq and is a predicted model, not a curated record.